Molecule: messenger RNA, 1380 nt
Organism: Dothidotthia symphoricarpi CBS 119687
Lineage: Eukaryota; Fungi; Ascomycota; Dothideomycetes; Pleosporales; Dothidotthiaceae
Product: Zn-dependent exopeptidase
Exons: 1
Coding region: 57-1253 (398 amino acids)
Molecular function (GO): hydrolase activity
Source: RefSeq, a predicted model, not a curated record
CACCAAGCUGUCAACCUCCACCCACCACCACUCAAUCCCCACCACCAACCACCAAGAUGAUCCUCCGAACCCUCUCCCUGCUGCCUCUCGCCCUCGCGCCCCUCGUCUCAGCCCUGCAAGCACCCAUCCAACCCAGCGUCCUCGACCCACGCACCUCAAAAGAGCUCUUGUCCCUGCACCGCCAGCUCAUCGAAAUCGAAUCCAUCAGCGACAACGAAGGCGGCGUAGGCCAAUGGCUAGCCGGCUAUCUGCGCUCGCUAAACUUCACCGUCGAGCUGCAAGAAGUAACGCCCAACCGGACCAACCUGCUCGCCUACGGUUCUAAACGCGAUACCACCAUCCUCUUGACCUCGCACAUCGACACCGUCCCGCCGUUCUGGCCGUACUACUACAAUGAAACCACCCAGAUGAUCGGCGGACGGGGCAGCGUCGACGCAAAAGCCAGCGUCGCAGCCAUGAUCACAGCAGUGACGGGCUUCAAAGACGCCCUCUUCGACGACAUCUCACUGCUGUUCGUCGUGGGCGAGGAAACAGGCGGCGACGGCAUGCUCAGCUUCAGCGACUGGGCCAAGCGACCCACCUACGACAUCGUCAUCUUCGGCGAGCCCACAGAGGGGAAGCUGGUCUGCGGCCACAAAGGCAUGCUGGGCUUCACCCUGCAGGCGACGGGGAAAGCAGCGCAUUCAGGCUACCCCUGGCUGGGCGUCAGCGCAAACGACAUCCUCGUCGAAGCCCUGGGCGAACUCCUCACGCUACGCGAUAACCUCCCCUGGAGCGACAAAUACGGCAACACAACCAUGAACUUCGGCCGCCUCAACGGCGGCGUCGCAGCAAACGUCGUCGCCGAAUCAGCAUCCGCAUCCAUCGCCACACGGCUCGCAGCCGGCACCCCAAAAUCCGUGCGCGCCCUCAUCGAGAAGACGCUGGUGGACGUGCAGGCCCGCGCCACGCAGGCCGGCGGCGCCCUGCACAUCCAGUGGGGCAGCGAGGGCUAUGCGCCUGUGGAUAUGAGCUGUGAUAUCGACGGGUUUGAGACGCUGACUGUGAAUUAUGGGACGGAUGUGCCGAAUCUCAAGGGCGAGCAUAAGAGGUAUUUGUAUGGCCCUGGCAGUAUUUUCGUGGCGCACUCGGAUCAUGAGGCGCUUAAGAGGGGGGAGCUGGAGCAGGCUGUGCUGGAUUAUAGACGGCUUGUUAUUGAGGCGAGUAAGAUGGAGAAAUAUGGGGGGGUUGAAGGGGAAGUGGUGGAGUUGUAGAAUUUGUAUAAUCGAUAUAAAUUCUCAUACCGGUGUUACGUCUUUUGGGCGUGUUUCUUCUUGCUUGCUCGCUUGCUUUGUUGUAGAAGCAGAUUGACGGAAUGCGACGCGGUGAAAACAUCGACAU